AUGGCUCUCCUGCUGGCCCUUCUUCUGGCCCUGAGUCUCCCAGUGGCCAAGCUGGAAAGGAGCAUCUACGUAUCUAAACAGGAAGUGCUGAAGUGUCACUCCUGCGAGGCGGAGAAUAAUUUUAAAUGCCUGAACCCAGUUAAUUGUUCAUCUGCCGAAACAUACUGCAUCACCACCGCCAUAAAUCUGAGCUCCACGGAGGCUGGUGUGCCCAGCGGGGAGAACUACACCUACUGCUGUCCAGUGGCUGGAGAGAUCUUCGCUCGGUUCUACUUGGUCUCCAAGCAGUGCUCAUUAUCUUGCCCGGUCGUUGAGCGCCCUGCAGCAAAUCUGCAACCCCGGAGGUUCCUCCUGGAGAAGCCUACCCCGUUCCUCUACAUCAAGUGCUGUGAGCAUACCCUGUGUAACGAGGUGGGCCCAACUGUGAACGAGACCACCUUCAGAGACUUACUCUGGGAUGCCAGCGGGCAAGGCACUGAGCUGGCCACGCCCCUGACUUUGAUCUCCAUCUGCUUGGGGCUGGGGCUGUCCUGA
This is a messenger RNA of Elephantulus edwardii (Cape elephant shrew), 534 nucleotides long. RefSeq names its product lymphocyte antigen 6K-like. Bases 1 to 534 code for a protein of 177 amino acids. The transcript is spliced from 4 exons. Gene Ontology annotation, cellular component: acrosomal vesicle. The record is from RefSeq and is a predicted model, not a curated record. Gene Ontology annotation, biological process: binding of sperm to zona pellucida. Lineage: Eukaryota; Metazoa; Chordata; Mammalia; Macroscelidea; Macroscelididae.